This is a messenger RNA of Dioscorea cayenensis subsp. rotundata (Guinea yam), 1563 nucleotides long. RefSeq names its product zinc finger BED domain-containing protein RICESLEEPER 2-like. The record is from RefSeq and is a predicted model, not a curated record. The coding region runs from base 1 to 1563 and encodes 520 amino acids. Gene Ontology annotation, molecular function: DNA binding. The transcript is spliced from 3 exons. NCBI's taxonomy places the organism in Eukaryota, Viridiplantae, Streptophyta, Magnoliopsida, Dioscoreales, Dioscoreaceae.
AUGGAAAUCACUAGUGACGACGAGGGAAGGAUUAGGGACGAGAUCCAUGCUGACAGCGGAGGAGACGUCGAUAGCAAGAAGGGUUGCGACCUCUUGGGCCAUGUGAGCAUCGAUGCAGAGAGCUUUGGAGGAGUUGGAAAGGAAGGAUUGGGAUUUGUGAUCGGAGAAGAAGAGAAAGAAGAUGCGGACCUUGUGAUCCCAAUCGCCAGUGGCAAAAUGUCUUCAAGUCCAUAUGUUGGUGAAACUGAUGGUUCUCAUAUAAAUAUUUAUGAGGAGGUCCAGGAGGAUGAUGAUUUGGAGGAAAUGCCUCAUCCUGGAGAGCCAACAACAACAAAAAAAAAGUGUCUCAUAAAAGAAGGUUUACUUCAGCAGUGUUUUGAUCUUCUACUAGAGCAAUCAGAUAAGAAGAAGAGAUGCAAAUGCAAACAUUGUGGAGUAACCUACAUUACUGACUCAAAAUAUGGAUCAGGAAACAUGAAGCGACACAUCUCCACUUGUGUUAGAAAAGAUAUCCGUGAUGUAGGUCAGUUACUAAUUAGCUCUGGAUCUAUGUCUUUAUCUGGUAAUAAGUUUGAUGCUAAAACCUUCAGAGAUUUGUUAACGGGUGCCAUUAUUAUGCAUGAUCUAUCUUUUCAAUUUUUGGAGUUUGAAGGAAUUAGAGCUGUUUUGACAUAUUUGAAGCUUGAUUUGAAUAUUGUUACCAGAAAUACUUGUAAGGCUGAUUGUCUAAAGAUGUUUAAAAGGGAAAAUCAGAAUAUUAAAAAUAUGCUAGCGGUGUCACCUGGAAGGAUUUGUUUAACUUCAGAUUGUUGGUCGUAUUUAACUACUGAUGGUUACAUAUGUUUGACUGCUCACUUUCUUGAUAAGGAUUGGACUCAAUUACUUAACAAAAAUGGACUUGUAUAUGGUGGAAAGUAUUUUCAUAUGCGUUGUUGGGCUCAUAUUCUGAAUUUAGUGGUUCAAGAUGGACUGAAAUGCAUAGAUCUUUGUGUCACUAAAAUUCGUGAAUGUGUUAAGUAUGUGAAAGGCUCUCAAGUUAGGAAGCAAAAGUUUCUUGAAUGUGUUGCUCAUAGUUUUCUUGAUAGCAAGAAAGGAUUAAGGCAAGAUGUCACUACUCAAUGGAACUCAACUUACAUCAUGCUUGAAAGUGCAAUUUAUUAUCGUCGUGCAUUCAUGCAUUUAGAAUUGAGUGAUUCAAACUUCAAGCAUUGCCCCUCAAGAGAUGAAUGGGAGAAAGUGGAGAUAUUAAAAAAAAAAUUAGCUCUAUUUUAUGCCAUUACCAAUCUAUUCUCCGGUUCAAAGUAUCCAACUGCAAACAUGAAUUUUCCUUUAGUUGUGACCGCUUAUUUGAAAAUGAAAGACGAGGUGGAUGGCUUUGAUGAGUGCAUGAGUUCUAUGGUUGUUAUGAUGCUUGAAAAUUUUCAGAAAUAUUGGGAUGAUUUCAAUAAGUUACUAGUCAUGGCUGUAAUUAUGGAUCCUCGAUAUAAGUUUCAUUUUGUGGAUUGGAGCUAUAAAAAGAUAUAUGGUGUGGAGUUGGGAAAAGCUAAGGUGGAAGAAUUGUGA